Molecule: messenger RNA, 867 nt
Organism: Tarenaya hassleriana
Lineage: Eukaryota; Viridiplantae; Streptophyta; Magnoliopsida; Brassicales; Cleomaceae
Product: zinc finger protein GIS-like
Exons: 1
Coding region: 1-867 (288 amino acids)
Biological process (GO): negative regulation of abscisic acid-activated signaling pathway
Source: RefSeq, a predicted model, not a curated record
AUGGAGAGCCAAGUGGUUUCCAUCUCGUCUUCUUCCGAUUCUUCCUCGACCAAACUGGUUGUGGCAGAGAAAGAUUCGACCAAACCCAACAAGGUGGAGCCUGGGGCGAUGAAUCCGAAACCCGGGUUUCAGAUCUUGUCUAGGGACAGGAUCCAGAACCAUCAUUUGGGGUGGGGAGAGGAUCACCGCCACCACCAUCAGGAGGGGGGGAGCUCUUCGAGAUCUAGGGUUUACACCUGCAAUUUCUGCAAGAAGGAGUUCUCUACUUCCCAAGCCCUAGGUGGCCAUCAAAACGCUCACAAACAGGAACGGGAGUGGGAGAAGAAGCGCAAGCAGAUCGAAUUGGAGUAUCCUAGCCUCGCUUUUUUACAUCCCUAUUUGAAUAGAUCGCCGUUCUCGAGCGGAUCUUGGAUUAACAGUUUAUCAUAUGAUAACCAUCUUGGUUCGCGUUUUGAUGCUUUUUUUCAAAAACCCAGUUUUUAUACUCCGGCCAAUAAUACCGUCGGAUACAGCUCGGGAUACGGCACCCUGGCCAUGGUUCCCCGUGUCCCUCCCGCCGCCGAUAACAAUCGGGUUUUCGCCGGAAAAGAUCUUGUCCUGAACGACGAUGAUUUCUCAAAAAACUUGUUUCCUAGCAAUGGUUUUCCAAAAGAUCUUCAUUCAAAUGAUGUUUUGCCAAAAGAUUUCGCUCUUCGUAGCAAUGUAGGAUCGUCGAAAAGCUUAUUCAUCGGCGAUGGUCGCUCGAGAAAUCUCAUCUCGAUCUUUGGAGGAAACAGCUCUACUACCGACAAAGAUCUCGCCGACAAGGAAGAUGUUCAACAGAAGAAUGUUUGCGCCAAAGAAUGGGGGCAAGAUUUAUCUCUCUAG